This is a messenger RNA of Nematocida homosporus, 324 nucleotides long. RefSeq lists its product as uncharacterized. The record is from RefSeq and is a predicted model, not a curated record. NCBI's taxonomy places the organism in Eukaryota, Fungi, Microsporidia. The transcript has a single exon. Bases 1 to 324 code for a protein of 107 amino acids.
AUGCCCUCCACAGAAUCCAACUCUGACUAUAUCACAGUUUCAGUUGGAGCGCACUCACCAGCCAGUAUUAACCCUUAUUCAACGGUUUACAUAUCUCCUUCUCUCAACCACUAUGGCACAUGGUCGGCCGGCGGAAAUUAUACUCAGCUGGACUCCGUAGAGCCUGGCACAGUCGAUGAAACUACUGGGCUAUACACUCGUCCGAGAGGCGUUAUGACCACCCCACAGAAGGUAAUUAUAGGAUGUUGUGUUGUCUUCGGUUUGGUUGCUUUGCUAGUGGUUGGUGGCCUAGGAAUCAGCCACGCCAUAUCAAAUGCGAGUUAA